Messenger RNA from Peromyscus maniculatus bairdii (prairie deer mouse), 9130 nucleotides. The record is from RefSeq and is a predicted model, not a curated record. NCBI's taxonomy places the organism in Eukaryota, Metazoa, Chordata, Mammalia, Rodentia, Cricetidae.
GAGGUGGCGGCCAGGGUGGGAGGUGUGUGCGCGCGUGUGCCGCGCCGUAGGGAGCUGCGGGUCUCACCGCCCGCUGUCAGCUAGCUCAGCGCAGCGGCGCGAUGGCUGGAGGAGACGCGCGGGACCAGCCCCGUGGGGCCGGCCGCGGGUGAGCCCCUCGCCGCCUCCUGCGAGCAUGUCACCUCCAGCCUGCGAGGUCGCUUUCGCUAGCAGUGUCCGAGCCUCCGCCUCCUGCAGCCGCAGACGCUGCCUGGAGCUGUGGCCCCCGGACCCCCGCCCCUGAUCCGCGCCCAGACCCUAGUGCCAGAGGACCAUGGCUGGCCAGGGCGACUGCUGCGUCAAAGUGGCCGUCAGGAUCAGGCCUCAGCUGUCGAAGGAGAAGAUUGAAGGCUGUCACAUCUGUACCUCCGUCACCCCUGGGGAGCCCCAGGUCCUGCUGGGGAAGGACAAGGCCUUCACCUAUGACUUUGUCUUUGACCUGGACACCUGGCAGGAGCAGAUCUACUCGACCUGUGUGAGCAAGCUCAUCGAAGGCUGCUUUGAGGGCUACAAUGCCACAGUGCUGGCCUAUGGACAGACAGGGGCUGGGAAGACGUACACUAUGGGCACCGGCUUUGACACAGUGACAUCGGAAGAGGAGCAGGGCAUCAUCCCAAGGGCCAUUGCACACCUCUUCAGGGGCAUCGAUGAACGCAAGCGGCGGGCCCAGGAGAAGGGCGUGACCGGGCCUGAGUUCAAAGUCAGCGCCCAAUUCCUGGAGCUCUACAACGAAGAGAUCCUUGACCUGUUCGAUAGCACCCGUGACCCUGAUGCCCGCCACCGCAGGUCCAACAUCAAGAUCCAUGAGGAUGCCAAUGGUGGCAUCUACACCACAGGCGUCACUUCUCGUCUUAUCAACUCCCAGGAGGAGCUGAUCCAGUGCCUGAAGCAGGGCGCCCUGUCACGCACCACAGCCAGCACCCAGAUGAAUGUUCAGAGCUCCCGAUCCCAUGCCAUCUUCACCAUCCACCUGUGCCAGAUGCGCGUGUGUGCCCAGCCUGACCUGGUGAAUGAGACGGUGACGGGGCUUCCGGACGGAGCAGCCCCCACCGGCACUGAGUAUGAGACACUCACUGCUAAGUUCCACUUUGUGGACUUGGCCGGCUCUGAGCGGCUCAAGAGGACAGGAGCCACAGGCGAACGGGCCAAGGAGGGCAUCUCCAUCAACUGUGGUCUGCUGGCCUUGGGCAAUGUGAUCAGCGCCUUAGGCGACCAGAGCAAGAAGGUAGUGCACGUGCCCUACAGGGACUCCAAGCUGACUCGGCUGCUCCAAGACUCUCUGGGGGGCAACAGCCAGACCAUCAUGAUCGCCUGCGUGAGCCCCUCAGAUCGGGACUUCAUGGAGACGCUGAACACUCUCAAAUAUGCCAACCGGGCUCGCAACAUCAAGAACAAGGUGGUGGUGAACCAGGACAAGACCAGCCAGCAGAUUAGCGCGCUGCGAGCCGAGAUUGCGCGCCUGCAGAUGGAAUUGAUGGAGUACAAAGCGGGCAAGCGGGUGAUUGGGGAGGACGGCACAGAGGGCUACAGUGACCUGUUCCGGGAGAAUGCCAUGCUGCAGAAAGAGAACGGUGCUCUGCGGCUCCGGGUGAAGGCCAUGCAGGAGGCCAUCGAUGCCAUCAACAACCGCGUCACACAGCUCAUGAGCCAGGAGGCCAACCUACUUCUGGCCAAGGCUGGCGACGGCAACGAAGCCAUUGGUACUCUGAUCCAGAACUACAUCCGGGAGAUUGAGGAGCUGCGAACCAAGCUCCUGGAGAGUGAGGCCAUGAAUGAGUCCCUCCGCCGAAGCCUCUCGCGGGCUUCCACUCGAAAUCCCUACUCCCUGGGAGCAUCUCCAGCAGGCCCAGCCUUCGGGGGCAGCCCGGCCAGCUCCAUGGAAGAUGCUUCUGAAGUGAUCCGAAGGGCCAAGCAAGACCUGGAGCGGCUGAAGAAGAAAGAGGUCAGGCAGCGGAGGAAGAGCAGCCCAGAAAAAGAAGCCUUCAAAAAGAGGGCAAAACUCCAUCAGGAGAACAGUGAGGAGACGGAUGAGAAUGAGGCUGAGGAGGAGGAGGAAGAGAGAGACGAGAGUGCCUGUGAGGAGGAGGAAGGACGUGAGGAUGAGGAUGAAGACUCGGGCAGCGAAGAGAGCCUAGUAGACUCAGACUCGGACCCUGAAGAAAAGGAAGUCAACUUCCAGGCCGACCUGGCGGACCUGACUUGCGAGAUUGAGAUCAAGCAGAAGCUGAUCGACGAGCUGGAGAACAGCCAGAGGCGGCUGCAGACCCUCAAGCACCAGUACGAGGAGAAGCUGAUCCUGCUGCAGAACAAGAUCCGAGACACGCAGCUGGAGCGCGACCGCGUGCUGCAGAACCUCAGCACCAUGGAGUGCUACACGGAGGAGAAGGCCAACAAGAUAAAGGCGGAUUAUGAGAAGAGGCUGCGCGAGAUGAACCGGGACCUGCAGAAGCUACAGGCCGCUCAGAAAGAGCAUGCCAGGCUCCUCAAGAACCAGUCCCGCUACGAAAGGGAGCUGAAGAAGCUGCAAGCGGAGGUCGCCGAGAUGAAGAAGGCCAAGGUGGCCCUCAUGAAGCAGAUGCGUGAGGAGCAGCAGCGGCGGCGACUGGUGGAGACCAAGAGGAACCGGGAGAUUGCUCAGCUCAAGAAAGAGCAACGGAGGCAAGAGUUUCAGAUACGGGCCCUGGAGUCUCAGAAGCGUCAGCAGGAAAUAGUCCUGAGGAGGAAAACCCAGGAGGUUUCUGCACUGAGGCGCUUGGCGAAGCCCAUGUCGGAGCGAGUGGCCGGACGUGUAGGAUCGAAGCCCCCCAAUUUGGAUUCUGGGGCUGAGGUGUCCGCCAGUACGACCUCGUCUGAGGCUGAAUCGGGAGCUCGCUCUGUCUCCAGCAUAGUGCGUCAGUGGAACCGAAAGAUCAACCACUUCCUGGGGGACCACCCUGCAGCCACUGUCAAUGGCACCCGCCCAGCCAGGAGAAAGUUCCAGAAGAAGGGGGCCAGCCAAAGCUUCAGUAAGGCCGCUAGACUCAAGUGGCAGUCCCUGGAGCGGAGGAUCAUCGACAUUGUCAUGCAGAGGAUGACCAUUGUCAACCUGGAGGCUGACAUGGAGCGCCUCAUAAAGAAAAGGGAGGAGCUCUUCCUCCUGCAGGAGGCGCUUCGGCGGAAGCGGGAGCGUCUGCAGGCUGAGAGCCCCGAGGAGGAGAAGGGACUCCAGGAGCUGGCUGAGGAGAUCGAAGUGUUGGCCGCCAAUAUUGACUACAUCAAUGACAGCAUCACUGACUGCCAGGCCACCAUCGUGCAGCUGGAGGAGACCAAGGAGGAGCUGGACUCCACAGAUACGUCAGUGGUCAUUAGCUCCUGCUCUCUAGCUGAAGCCCGCCUACUGCUAGACAACUUCCUUAAGGCGUCCAUUGACAAGGGACUCCAGGUAGCCCAGAAGGAAGCCCAGAUCCGGCUGCUGGAAGGACGGCUGAGACAAACAGACAUGACAGGCGCUUCCCAGAACCACCUUCUCCUAGAUGCUUUGCGUGAGAAGGCCGAGGCACACCCUGAGCUGCAGGCCCUCCUCUAUAAUGUGCAGCAGGAGAAUGGCUAUGUGAGCACAGAUGAGGAAGUCUCCGAGUUCUCUGAGGGAAGCUUUUCCCAGUCAUUCACCAUGAAAGGCUCCACCAGCCACGAUGACUUCAAGUUCAAGGGUGAGCCUAAGCUAUCUGCCCAAAUGAAGGCUGUGUCUGCGGAAUGCCUGGGACCCCCAUUGGACAGCUCCACCAAGAACAUCACCAAGUCCCUGGCCUCCCUCGUUGAGAUCAAAGAGGAUGGAGUGGGCUUCUCCAUCCGGGACCCCUAUUACCGGGACAAGGUCUCCCGGACCGUCAGCCUGCCCACCCGGGGCAGCACUUUCCCUCGGCAGUCUCGUGGUGGCACAGACACAUCCCCUCUGACCCGAAGAAAGUCUUAUGACCGGGGGCAGCCAAUCAGAUCCACAGACAUGGGAUUCACACCUCCAUCAUCACCUCCCACUCGGCCCCGCAAUGACCGCAACGUCUUCUCUCGUCUCACCAGCAAUCAGAGCCAGGGGUCAGCACUGGACAAGUCUGAUGACAGCGACUCCUCUUUGUCCGAGGUCCUGAGGGGCAUCAUCACCCCCAUUGGCGGCGCCAAGGGAGCGCGGACGGCCCCUCUGCAGUGUGUCUCCAUGGCCGAGGGCCACACCAAGCCUAUCCUCUGUCUGGAUGCCACCGAUGAGUUGCUCUUCACGGGGUCCAAAGACCGUAGCUGCAAGAUGUGGAACCUGGUAACAGGGCAGGAGAUCGCGGCUCUCAAGGGCCACCCCAACAACGUGGUUUCUAUCAAAUACUGCAGCCACUCCGGGCUGGUGUUCUCUGUGUCCAGCUCCUACAUCAAAGUGUGGGACAUCCGGGACUCGGCCAAGUGCAUUAGGACCCUCACAUCCUCGGGCCAGGUGAUCUCAGGAGACGCUUGUAUAGCCACGUCCACUCGUGCCAUCACCAGUGCCCAGGGCGAGCAUCAGAUUAACCAGAUGGCCCUCAGCCCUUCAGGCACCAUGCUGUAUGUGGCCUCUGGCAAUGCUGUCCGCAUCUGGGAGCUUAACAGGUUCCAGCCCAUCGGCAAACUGACCGGCCACAUCGGCCCAGUGAUGUGCCUGACAGUCACUCAGACUUCGAACCAGCAUGACCUCGUGGUGACCGGCUCCAAGGACCACUAUGUGAAGAUGUUCCAGCUGGGCGACUGUGUGAUGGGCACCAUUGGCCCAACCCACAACUUUGAGCCCCCUCACUACGAUGGUAUCGAAUGCCUGGCCAUCCAAGGAGACAUACUGUUCAGUGGUUCCAGGGACAAUGGCAUUAAGAAGUGGGACCUGGAACAGCAGGAACUCAUUCAGCAAAUCCCCAAUGCUCACAAGGACUGGGUGUGUGCCCUGGCCUUCGUUCCUGGCCGACCCAUGCUGCUGAGUGCCUGCCGGGCAGGCUUCAUCAAGGUCUGGAAUGUGGACAACUUCACCCCCAUCGGUGAGAUCAAGGGCCAUGACAGCCCCAUCAAUGCCAUCUGUACCAACAGCAAGCACAUCUUCACGGCCUCCAGUGACUGCCGGGUAAAGCUGUGGAAUUACGUCCCUGGACUCACCCCCUGCCUUCCUCGCCGAGUCCUGGCCAUAAAGGGCCGCGCCACCACCAUGCCCUGACCCCCCCCUCCCCAGCCCUCCCCUUUCCUCUCUCAUUCUUCCCCCUCUUGCCUUUUCCUGUCUUUCUCCACCUCGAUCUGAGCUGCUUCUUCACGCGACCUGACGGUGAAGUUCUGGAGCAUGCGGCGGCUACCAGCAGCCCACCCUUGAAGUCAGGACUGAGGGUGGCCAGGGCCUCAGACCCAGCGGCCUGCACAGCGUGGAAAGGAAGCUGUGGCCUGCCCUGCCCAGCCCAGCCAGGUGCACCGAGGACAGAGGCCCCACCUCUGGAGCCACUGCACCUGCCUCUGAGCCCACCAAGGUAGUUCUCAGGUAACCAUGGAAACCAGACGUAAGCAGCCGAGUGCUGCAGCUGACCCUAAGCCCUCUGGCCGCCAAUAACCACCCCCCGUGGGGCCCAGUCAUUCCUUGGGGUCCCCUUCUGCUGAGGCCUCAGUGGAGCUGCUUAAACAAUUCUUCCGGGGGGCGGGGGGGAAGGUCAGCAAUACUACAGUUAUUUAUUGGUUUUUUUUAUUUUUAUUUUUAUGUUUUGCUGUUGCCUCCUGGAAACUGACUUGAAGUUUCUUCUCAUCUUCUUCCCUCUGUUUUUGAGGGGGGGGGGUCUUCUCUUUGGCGCUCCAGCCCCCUUUCCGUCCACCCCCCUGCCUCCGCUUGGUGUGCAGAGGAAGGAAAGGCUCCCCUUUGCAGCUCUGGCCACUGCCCCGGCUCCGCCCCCACACCCCAGCUCCGCCCCCACACCCAGGCUCCGCCCCCACACCCCGGCUCCGCCCCACACCCCGGCUCCGCCCCACACCCCGGCUCCGCCCCCACACCCCGGCUCCGCCCCACACCCCGGCUCACCCUCUAGUAUAGUUCAGGUCUCUAGGCCGCCUGAUGCCAUAGUGCCUUCCUCCAUCCUGAGGCCUGGCAUCAUGCUGGGCAGCCUUAUGCCAGCCAUGCCCACAGCCCACACGUGUCUUCUUCUUAUGGGCCUCGUGCCCACAGGCCCUGAGGGUCAGAGAGUCCACCCAAGACCAACAGGCCAAGACCAGGGGACCCACGCUCCCUAGAGUCCUGUGUGGUCCAACGGGGUCCUGUCCACUAGGUCGCGGGUUGGGUGAGAAAGACCAACCUAACCCCUCCCCAGCUAAUUAUGUUUCCGUCCCAAGGGGACAGGGAGCCUCCUCAGCUUCUUUAGUUGUUCUAGAAACAGAUUUCCAAGCCUUAAAACCAGCUUGGGCCAAAGGCCCUCCCUUUUAGAUUGGCAAGAGGAGGUUCACACUCUUUCCCUUGCUUCUCCCGCGGGGCUGUGGACUCAGCUGCAGGGAUGAGGUGGAAUCAGUGUCUGGCGCCCCCUAUCGGAACAACACUGAAUUUGUAAGAUUAGACCUCGAGAGGGGUCAACUCCAUCCCUCAGCCCUGGCUUCCUCUGCCCUUCAGCUGCUCCACACUCACUUCACUGGUCAUGUGCUUCCCAGUCUCCUUCCGGAAGCUGUGAACCCCAGCUCCAUUCAGAGGACACGGUGACUUUGUGGACUUUGGAGAGGUAGCAUAGCGCCUCUGCACUCAGCUCUUCUCCCUCGGUGGCCCGGGACACUGGUGCCUGUCCAUGUGGCCCUGGGAUGGGAGGGUCCCUCCCCGCUGAGGACAGACCCUCUCUAGUCAUCCCAGAGCUGUGUCUGAGGCUGAAACCAAGACGAUCGUCCCGCUUAUCGGUGGCCCCUGCCGGACACGGUAUUCAGCCUGGGUAAGUGGAUAUUCACAAUGAUGCAUCUGACAGCUAGAACCUGGACAGUCUCUCUGCCAUGACCAGAAAUCCUCCUUCCUCUGCUCAUCCCGGGAGCGCUAAGACACGGCCUUAGCGCUCAGAAGUGACCACGUCUUCUCCUCCACCCCUCUCCACCUGAAUGGGAAGCCUGGACCUUCCAUCCUGUAAGAAAACCCAGAACCUAUCUGCAUGACUGUUUACAAACUACAGAAACACAUGAGACUUAUCCUGACCCCAUGGUCUGGGCUGCCCCAGCCUGGGGUGCCUGUACUGUAUAGCUGCAAGACCAGUUCCUGUACAAAGCGUGUGGUCUUACAGCCCCGUGAGAGGUGCUCAUCGUCACUGCCCCUUCAGCCACUGCUGAUGGGUCACUACCUCAUGACGGGGCUGCUAUGCUGUCCCAGCGAGUGUCAUUGACUAAACUUGAAAUCCUCUGGAGCUCUGAGCGCGUCAUCGUCCCCAAGGCAUUCUGCGCGGUGUCCUGGGAAUGGUGGGGUCCCUGCCCACUCUUUCAGGGGUGUCCAAGGUACAGGGUCAGGGGCAGACCCCUAGCUCCCCUCACUGCACAAGCGUCCUACGCGUUGGAAGCACAGACUGGUUGUGACUGAGCACAAUGGCAGGUCUCUGGGGAGACGGAAUGGGCAGGCUUGGGCCCAGGAGGCUUUUCCCAAAUGGGCUGAGUCUUAAGUCAGACUAGGGAUGUCCAUAUGUGUGGCCGACUCACCCGUAUACAUCUGGGACUUGUCAUAUUCUUGUGCCCCAUCCUAAGACUUGAGGCCCAGGCCAUAUCUGUAUGCUAGGGGGCCCUCCCUAGACCCCCAGACCCCAGGCCUUUAAAAACCUGCACAUAGCUGUACCCCACCAUACUGAGCCUGAAAAGCCUGGACCCAGGCUCCCAACGCCCAAACUAACAACCUCCACAUCCAUGCUUCCGAAGCUGAUCGGCUUCCACCUGGAUGGAACUUGUCUACCGUCCUCACUCUCUUAGGCCUUCUCGGCACAAUCCCGGGCCAGGACCCGUUCCAGUAUUAACCAGUUCAGUGUUUGCUCUUCCUGAAGAGACCUGAGUCUGCAGCAGCCAGAUCCCGGAAGGCUGUGCCUGGAGCAGCCUUUAGAGACCGCCAAGGAGAGCGAGAAGGCAAAGAACAAGGGGCCGACCCAGCCCAGCCCUUGAUGUGGUCGGAGCACCCCCACCGGCUACUUGGAAAGGGACAGCCAUGAAUCUGGGAGUAGCCGCCCACCUUUGCGCCAGCUGCAGGCUUGGAACUGUCUGAGGCUGUGUGGCCCGGGCAGAGGGUAGUUUAAAGCACAAACCCAUGUGGGAGGCCACCGCCUCUCGCUGGGGCGUUCUCCCGCUACCCCUUGGGGUAGUAGCAUGGGCAGGAAGCUGCUGUGAAAUUGGGGCAUCACCCUCUCUCUGUCCAGCCCUCUCCCAGUUCCUGGAGGCUUCCCCUGGAGUCUGGGCUGGGUGCAGCCGCACACCCUUGGCGGAUCCUGCUCUGUUUGUGUGGGCAGGACCUGCCCUGCAGGAGCAGUGAAGUCCUUCCCAAACCUGGGGCAUCUGUCCCUUUGUCCUUUCCAACAAGAAACUGCUGUCUGUCGGCUUCCUGGGCCCAGCGCAGUGGCCGGUGACCCCGCUGAGCCUCCCUGAGCCCAGCCAGCCCCUCCUGCCUCCCAAGUCUUCACUGCUCCUUAUGCGCAAGAACAGAGUGUGCAGGGGAACUUGUCUCUCUGGCAUCUCUGUUCUGUCUCCUGUGCCCGCCCCCUUCAUCUCCAGCUCCCAGUUGACCUCCUUGGCUUCCUCCCCUCCACCUUCAAUCCCAAGGCUUUGUCAGAAAGUGGGAAGUUGGUACUGCUGAAAAUCAGAGAAGACCACUGAUGUCUUGCCGCCCUGUCCUGUCCUGCCCUGCCCCCAGCUCUUAAAGCCGUUGCCCCUGCCCAGGCUGGGGGUGGGGUGGGGGGUCCCUUUGGCCCCUGCGCUCUCCCGUCACAUGGUAGCACAAGGUGUGUAUAUGUUCUGUACCUCUGCGGAUGACUGUACAUAGUGUAUGAAAGUUAUUUAAGCCUCAUGCUGUACAUUUCUGUUCUGGGAUUGGAUGUGUGUGCUCUAAGGAUUUGUCAUAAAUAAAACCCGAAUGAUCAUUGUC